AUAAAUGUAAUUUUAUCGAAUACAAUUUGUAUAGUGCAAUCUUCAGAACAGAGUAUAUAUAUCUAACGCGAAAUUUUCAACGGAAUCAGUAUCAUUCGCAUGAGCAGUACAAAUGUGUGAUAUAUCAUAUAUUGCAUCUUAUAAAUUGAAUUCUAUCUAUCAUACUAAAUACGUAUCAGUUAAGAAGAAAGAUAUGAAAUUAUGAGAAUACGUGAUAUUUGAAAUUAAAAUAUUUGUUAUUUGUAAUAAUAGCGUAUUAUAUCGAUACUUUUAUAAUAGUUAAAAAUAAUCUGUAAAGUGAUAAAACUGAUAGUAAGCACAUUGCUUUCGUUAAACAAGCAUAUGUAAAAAGAGGAUUCUAUAAAAUUUCACCUCUUUAUCAAGACUGUUUUUAUUAUCUAUUUUUAUUAAGUUUAGGAAUUUUAAGUGAUAUUUAAUGAUGGAAUUCAAACGACCUGAUCGUCCAAGUCGGUGCACGUGGAAACCAAAUGCAACAAAUUCACCACAUACGUGUAAAAUGGAAUAUGCUGAUCGUAACAAGAUAAUGCCUGAUAUUUUAACAGCUAUUGGUAAAACUCCACUUAUAAAAUUGAAUAAUAUUCCUAAAGCUCAUGGAAUUAAAUGUGAAAUGUAUGUAAAAUGUGAAUUUUUUAAUCCUGGUGGAUCUGUUAAGGACAGGAUUGCAUAUAGAAUGAUUCAAGAUGCAGAAGAGAAGGGUCUUCUAAAACCAGGAUAUACCAUUAUUGAACCUACAAGUGGUAAUACAGGAAUUGGUUUAGCAAUGGCUGCUGCAAUUAAAGGAUAUAGAUGUAUUAUUGUUAUGCCAGAAAAAAUGUCUGAAGAAAAAGUGUCUACUCUUCGUGCAUUUGGUGCUGAAAUUGUUCGAACACCCACAGAAGCAAUUUGGAGUAGUCCAGAGUCACAUAUUAGUGUUGCACAAAAAAUACAAAGUGAAAUACCAAACAGUAUCAUCCUAGAUCAGUACACUAACCCUGGGAAUCCACUAGCUCAUUAUGAUCAAACUGCUACUGAAAUUUGGGAACAAUGCGAAGGAAAGAUAGAUUAUGUAAUAAUUGGUGCAGGUACAGGUGGUACUGUGAGUGGUGUUGGACGAAAGUUGAAAGAAUUAUCACCAGAUAUAAAAAUUAUUGCCGUGGAUCCCAAAGGAAGUAUUUUAAACCCAGCAAAACAAUCAGAAGAAGAAAUUGGUUUUUACGAAGUAGAAGGAAUUGGAUAUGACUUUAUACCUACAGUGUUAGAUCGUAAUGUAAUUGAUGACUGGAUAGAGACUGAGGAUAAUGAAUCAUUUAAUGCUGCCAGAAUGCUUGUACGUCAGGAGGGCUUAUUAUGUGGUGGUAGUAGUGGUGCUGCACUUGUAGGUGGUCUUAAAAUAGCUAAAGAUCUUCCUGAAGGAAAACGUGUUGUUAUGAUUUUACCUGACGGAAUACGAAAUUAUUUGACCAAAUUUGUAUCUGAUCAUUGGAUGGAAGUUAGGGGAUUUUUGGCACUCGAGUGUAACAAUGAGAUGAACAAAUGGUGGUGGAAUAUGCCAGUUUCAAAUUUGUCUUUUGAUAAACCGCUUUUAUUAAAGGAAAACACAAUAACAUGUCGUGAAGCUACUCAUAUUUUUGAAGAUAAAAAGUCUCAACCAUUAGUUAUUAGUGACGACAAUGUACAUGUAAAAGGUGUUAUUAUCCCGAAUAAACUUAUGUCGAGUUUAAUUUCUGGUGCAGUAAAACACACAGAUUUUGUAGAGAAGACUAUGAUCAAACAUUAUGUUAAAGUUAAACCUUCUGCAACUAUUGGUCUACUAUCACGUAUUCUUGAAAAGGAAUCGUACGCGAUUAUUUUAGACGACGAACAUAAUGAUGCUUUUGUUGGCAUUGUAAAUCAGUUUCAUAUUCUGAAUUUUAUUGCCAAAAAUGAUAAAAUAACAUCUAAUAAUAUAAGUUAAGUUUUAGAAACCAAUAUACAAUCUAAGAUUAUAAGAUUUAUAUUAUUUUACUUUUAUAUACUAUUUUACAUAUUUCCAUAAUUUUUUAUUACAUUUUAUAUUAGUCUAAAAAAAUAAAAUUAUGCGAGAACUUACAUGUGAAACAAAGAUUCAAAUAUCAAACAAAGUACAAAUAUACUUUAGGAUAUAGUUGCAGAAUGGGUGAUAUUUACCACAUUUAACUUAGGUAAAAUUAUAUGAAUUUUGAAUUAUGUAAGUUAUGAAAAUUGCAUUUAUCUUUUCAAUAUAAUUGGUUGUGAUUA
Megachile rotundata (alfalfa leafcutting bee) is the source of this 2256-nucleotide messenger RNA. It is a transcript of the gene Cbs, whose product is annotated as cystathionine beta-synthase. Gene Ontology annotation, cellular component: cytoplasm. The record is from RefSeq and is a predicted model, not a curated record. NCBI's taxonomy places the organism in Eukaryota, Metazoa, Arthropoda, Insecta, Hymenoptera, Megachilidae. Gene Ontology annotation, molecular function: cystathionine beta-synthase activity.